GCUGCUGCGUCAUACGCCCCAGAGCCGCCGGGACAGAGGGGUUGGGCCUGGGAACCCCCCGGCCUCUGUCUGCACGCCUUCCGACGCCCAGACGUGCCCUCCCCGCCCUGGGGGUUCGCCUCGGUCUCCCACGUCUGCCUCUGCCCGGCUUGCGGCGGCCCCAGCUGUCACCGGAUGAUUGUUCUGAAUGAGGAGACACGCGGGCCUGAGAAGGCAGACGUUUCUAUUCUGGAAAACAUGCCCAGAAAAGCUCCCAAGACACAUCUCUGGGCCCCCCCAGGAUGCAAUGGCACAGCCCCCCCGGCUGAGCCGCUCUGGUGCCCCCCCCCUUUGGGACCCAGCUUCCCCUGCUCCCACCUCAGGCCCCAGGCCCCGGCUUUGGGAAGGUCAAGAUGUGCUGGCCAGAUGGACAGAUGGGCUGCUAUACUUGGGGACCAUCAAGAAGGUGGACAGUGCUCGGGAGGUGUGUCUGGUCCAGUUUGAGGAUGAUUCUCAGUUUCUGGUUCUAUGGAAAGACAUUAGCCCUGCUGCCCUCCCUGGGGAGGAACUCCUCUGCUGUGUCUGUCGCUCUGAGACUGUGGUCCCUGGGAACCGGCUGGUCAGCUGUGAGAAAUGUCGCCAUGCUUAUCACCAGGACUGCCAUGUUCCAAGGGCUCCAGCCCCUGGAGAAGGAGAAGGCACAUCCUGGGUCUGCCGUCAGUGCAUCUUCGCCAUCGCCACCAAGCAGGCUGCCUAUUCUGUCUCCCCAGAGAGGGGGUGCACUGAAGAAGGGCCCCUAUGCUCGGGCCAUGCUGGGCAUGAAGCUCUCCCUGCCGUAUGGACUAAAGGGCCUGGACUGGGACGCUGGACAUCUGAGCAACAGGCAGCAGAGCUACUGUUACUGUGGUGGCCCUGGGGAGUGGAACCUGAAAAUGCUACAGUGCCGGAGCUGCCUGCAGUGGUUCCAUGAGGCCUGCACCCAGUGUCUCAGCAAGCCCCUCCUCUAUGGGGACAGGUUCUAUGAGUUUGAAUGCUGUGUGUGUCAGGGUGGCCCUGAGAAGGUCAGGAGGCUGCAGCUUCGCUGGGUGGAUGUGGCCCAUCUUGUCCUCUAUCACCUCAGCGUUUGCUGUAAGAAAAAAUACUUUGAUUUUGACCGUGAGAUCCUCCCCUUCACCUCUGAGAAUUGGGACAGUUUGCUCCUUGGGGAGCUCUCAGACACUCCCAAGGGAGAACGUUCUUCCAAACUCCUCUCUGCUCUUAACAGCCACAAGGACCGUUUCAUUUCAGGGAGGGAGAUUAAGAAGAGGAAAUGCUUGUUUGGUCUCCAUGCUCGAAUUCCUCCCCCUGUGGAGUCCCCUACUGGAGAUGGAGCCCCCACCAGCUUCCCUUCAGGGCAGGGCCCUGGGGGAGGGGUCUCACGUCCCCUGGGGAAGCGCCGGAGGCCAGAGCCAGAGCCCCUGAGGAGGAGGCAGAAGGGGAAAAUGGAGGAGCUGGGGCCACCCUCAGCAGUGCGCAAUCAGCCCAAGCCUCAGGAGCAGAGGGAGCGGGCUCGUCUACAGAGGGCACUGCAGGGCUCAGUGUCUCCACCAACCCCCAGCCCUAACCAGAGUUACCAGGGCAGCAGCGGCUACAACUUCCGGCCCACAGAUGCCCGCUGCCUGCCCAGCAGUCCCAUCCGGAUGUUCGCUUCCUUCCACCCCUCUGCCAGCACUGCAGGGACCUCUGGGGAUGGUGAACCCCCAGACAGGUCACCCCUGGAACUUCACAUUGGUUUCCCCACAGACAUCCCUAAAAGUGCCCCCCACUCGAUGACUGCCUCAUCUUCCUCAGUCCCAGUCCCUUCCCCCAGUCUUCCUAGACGCUCAGCACCCCCUUCUCCCCUGUGCCGUAGUUUGUCUCCUGGGACUGGGGGAGGAGUCCGAGGUGGGGUUGGCUACCUGUCCCGAGGGGACCCUGUCCGGGUCCUUGCUCGGAGAGUACGGCCUGAUGGCUCUGUGCAGUACCUGGUUGAGUGGGGAGGUGGGGGCAUCUUCUGAACGGCCUGCUUCUGCCCACCUCCUCAUGCACACACACACACACCGGCACUUUCAUACCCUGACCUCUGACCUCACCUACAGCUGGGAUGUACCUGGGGAGGUAGGGGAUAGCUCUCCCUACUGCCUAAGCUGGAAUCCAGGUGGGGGAUUGGGGAAGAGGCUCUCUUCUCUACUUCCUUCAUGAUUCCUGACUCUUUCCCCAUCCCUCUUCCCAUUUCUUUUGAUGUUAUUUUGUUACAGCUUUUUAAAUAUUUUUUAAAAUUAUUUAACCCUGGGGAUGGAAACUGAGGGAGGGAGGAGAGAGAUGAUAAAGGAUCCCGGAUUCUGUAUGAUUGAAAUAAAGAUAAAUAAACAAGU
Manis pentadactyla (Chinese pangolin) is the source of this 2372-nucleotide messenger RNA. RefSeq names its product PHD finger protein 1 (gene PHF1). Gene Ontology annotation, biological process: regulation of DNA-templated transcription; chromatin organization. The coding region runs from base 393 to 2015 and encodes 540 amino acids. The record is from RefSeq and is a predicted model, not a curated record. Lineage: Eukaryota; Metazoa; Chordata; Mammalia; Pholidota; Manidae. Gene Ontology annotation, molecular function: chromatin binding; DNA binding. Gene Ontology annotation, cellular component: nucleus. The transcript has 16 exons.